Messenger RNA from Camarhynchus parvulus, 1864 nucleotides. Its product is annotated as zinc finger protein 501-like. The record is from RefSeq and is a predicted model, not a curated record. The coding region runs from base 121 to 1431 and encodes 436 amino acids. NCBI's taxonomy places the organism in Eukaryota, Metazoa, Chordata, Aves, Passeriformes, Thraupidae. The transcript is spliced from 3 exons.
AGAGGAGGGACAGAGGAGGAGCAGGAGGCGGAGCAGCACCAACCCACGCGGUUGCCCCGCUCGGGUCGGGCUCCUCCGGCAUCGCCCCCCGGAACCGCAGGAUUCCCACACCUUGGCCAGAUGGAGCAGGAGACUGCAAGGAAGGGGAAGAUGGCCCAGGAUCCCCAGGCAGGCAAGGAGCUGAGGAUGGAGACCAGGGAGGACAAAUCCCCACAGCAGAACCUCAUGGAAGAGGCCGCUUUGAGCAACUCUGCAGCACAGGUAUCCAAUGGGGAGGACAAGCCCCGGAGAUCCCACAGGACGAGGGGCUCCAAACCCAGCCCAGGGUGCUCUGAGGAGGAAAGACCCACCCUGAGCCAGGGAGGUGGACAGAGCAUCAGCCAGAGCUCAGAGCUGGUGGUCCAUGCGCAGCUUCAUGAUGGGGAGAAGCCCUACAAGUGCUUGGAGUGUGGGAAGAGCUUCAGGCGGAGCAGCACCCUGAUCAGCCACCAGAUGAUCCACAGUGGGGAAUGGGCCUGCGAGUGUGGGGAGUGUGGGAAGGGCUUCAGCUGCAGCUCCGCCCUCGUCAACCAUCAACGCAUCCACACUGGGGAGAGGCCCUACGAGUGUCUCGAGUGUGGGAAGAGGUUUCAGAGCAGCUCCAGUCUCCUCCAGCACCAGCAGAUUCACACGGAUGAGAGGCCCUUCCGCUGCCCUGACUGCGGGGUGGGCUUCAAGCGCAACUCAACCCUCAUGACCCACCAGCGCAUCCACACUGGGGAGAGGCCCUACGAGUGUCCCCAGUGUCAGAAGAGGUUUCACACCAGCUCCGAUCUCAUCCAGCACCAGCGGAUUCACACGAAUGAGAGGCCCUUCCGCUGUCCUGACUGUGGGAAGGGCUUCAAGCGCAACUCCCACCUCAUCAGGCACCAGCGCAUCCACACUGGGGAGAGGCCUUACGAGUGUGGGGAAUGUGGGAUGAGCUUUAGCCAGAGCUCCAACCUGAUCUUCCACCAGAAGAUCCACACCAGGGAACGGCCCUAUGAGUGUGGGGAAUGUGGGAAGAGCUUCAGGCAGAAGUCUCUCUUGAUCUGCCACCAGAGGAUCCACACUGGGGAAAGGCCAUACAAGUGUGGGGAAUGUGGGAAGGGCUUCAGACAGAGGUCCCACCUGAUCAUCCACCAAAUGAUCCACACUGGGGAGAGGCCCUACAAGUGCCCUGAGUGUCAGAAGAAGUUUCACACUAGCUCUCAUCUCCUUGAGCACAAGCGGAUUCACACCGAGGAGAGGCCCUUCCGCUGCCCUGACUGCAGGAAGGGCUUCAAGCACAACUCCACCCUCGUCACCCACCGGCGCAUCCACACUGGGGAGAGGCCCUACGAGUGUCCCCAGUGUGGGAAGAGCUUCACCCGGAGCUCUCACUUGACCAGACACCAACGGAGCCACCGGUAAGGGAAGCCCUGCAAAUGCCCCGACUGCAGGAGGAGCUUUGGGCACUGCUCCAGCUUCAUCCCUCAUUGGAGAACCCACAUUGGUCAGAGCCCUGGUGAUCCAUUUUCCCUGUGAUCUAUGCUGGGAAGACACCUGUCCCUUUUCCUACCCCUGCCAGUGACAUGAUGUGGGACUGAAGAACAUGAGGGUCUGGCCAUGGCCGUGUCAUUACAUUCACUCCCACCUCAGGUCAUUGUCAGGGACAGGAAAACGACUCUCUCUCUCUCUCCCCUGAGGAGAAGGGUGCAUUUCCAGGAAGGGGAAAUUGUGGCUAGGAACAGUGAGUUGUGUUGUAGUUUUCCCCGUAAACAGUUUUAUUUAUCCUUUCUGUUAUCAAUAUUGUUUCUGUUCCGUUUGUUCCUUAUCUCGUUGCUGUUCCCAAUAAAUUGUUCUU